AUGAAUCCUGAUGUUGCACGUUUGCCCGUAGUUUACGAUGCAAGGAGGUUUUAUGUUGCAACGGUUGGUUUAGGUAGUGAUCAGACAUGGCUUCAGUGUGAAGGUGCCGAUAAAACUUUCAAACAAGAUAUGCCACUUUAUCCUUCCAAAUUGUCAGACUACAUUUCGUGCACCAAAGAUGGUGUGUGCAUUUACGAAGCAAGGUACGGGGGUGGAGCAGUUACAAAUGGUGUUAUUGCUGAAGAAACAUUCACUCUAGGCUCUGAUACUGGUGGCUUUGAAAGUAUCCAAUUACACAUGGGUUGUGGUCUUAUCCAACAGAAUUUCGAAAGAAGUUGGGGUAAUAAUCACCUAUACGGCAAACCUGACCUUAUUGCAGGAAUACUUGGUUUAGGAUCAGGACAAUGGUCUUUUCUAAACCAAUUAGGUGCUACUGGAGAAGAUGCGAUAAUUGGACAAGUAGGCCAAGAAGUACGCAAAACUCCCAUCGUUGUGCCUGAGCUAUUUCAGACGCCGCUCUAUUACUUAAAUCUAGAAGAUAUCAGUGUAGGUAAAACGAAAAUAGGAUUUCCAAGAGGUACUUUCGAGCUUAAAAGCCAAGGAAUUGGCGGUUGCGUCAUAGAUUCUGCUACUCCAAUAUCCAUAAUGUAUAGAGGUCAUUUUGACAAAGUGGCAAAUUUGGUGAAGGCACAUUUUAAUGGGCUUGGAGUUGAAUAUGUUGGAAAACGAUUGAGUUAUGAAGUUUGCUUCCGUCUACCAGGAAAAUUUAAUGUUGCUAACUUUCCUUCGUUAACUCUUCAUUUUCAGAAGGCCGAUUAUGUCAUUUCAGAUUAUAAAGCAAAUUUUGUGGCACUAGAUUUUGAAACUGUUUGUUUAGGCAUUUUACCAAAAGAUGAGGAUACAGGGCCUUUUUUUCUAGGAGCUUUGCAACAAGUUAAUAAACGCAUUUUAUAUAAUGUCAUGGAACAGUCCCUCUCUUUCGCCGAUGAGUAUUGCGAAUUAGGCUCCUGA
Molecule: messenger RNA, 1011 nt
Organism: Papaver somniferum (opium poppy)
Lineage: Eukaryota; Viridiplantae; Streptophyta; Magnoliopsida; Ranunculales; Papaveraceae
Product: aspartic proteinase nepenthesin-2-like
Exons: 4
Coding region: 1-1011 (336 amino acids)
Cellular component (GO): extracellular region
Source: RefSeq, a predicted model, not a curated record